This is a messenger RNA of Podarcis lilfordi (Lilford's wall lizard), 1186 nucleotides long. The record is from the annotation of a GenBank genome assembly. NCBI's taxonomy places the organism in Eukaryota, Metazoa, Chordata, Lepidosauria, Squamata, Lacertidae.
AUGGAUGAAGGUCAGAAUGGCAACUACUGAACAGCCUUGAUGCUUUCCCACCAGCAACACUGAUUAUUAUUAUUAUCACCACUAACAAAGGAUGCCUGCUCUAGUUUUCUUAUGCUUUCUGCUAGAAUUAAAACACUCGGCACAUUUCUCCAUGGUGCACAUUGCUAGGCACAAGCAACCACUGGACAGGCUGUUAUCCAGAACAGGAUUGUAUCAAAGCCCUGGGAGAGCUUUUGGAAAGGGAGCGCUUCACUUAUUUGAGAUAGAGCAAAACAGGUGGGAAUGGCAACAAAAUAUUGCAGGUUGGAGUGUUCCUAUUUAGGCCUCCAGCAAGCCAGCCAGAUCCCAUAUGCAGGAUUCUCCAUUGAAUCAGGAUCAUUUCCCCACUGAAAUAAAUGAGGGCUAAACACACUUAAUCAGGGCUAGGUUGUGUCUAUUGGUUCUUAAGCUGCUCCAUGUUUCCCCUGCCCCUAACCACGCUGUGUAACAGACAACUCAUAUCUAAUACAAUUAGCGCACUGUUACUGCUGGUGUCGGUUUCCAACUAACAGGAAGAUAAUCAUAAAUCUUCCCCCAUUCACUGGUGCUGAUUUAAUCUUGCAAGGCCGACUGCUUUGUAAGAAGAAGCAGCCGAGAGCAGCCUUUCUCAACCUUGGGCUCCCCACUCGAUGAUAUUGGACUACAACUCCCAUCAUCCCUAGCUAGCAGGACCAGCGGUCAAGGAUGAUGGGAGUUGUAGUCCAGCCACAUCUGGGGACCCAAAGUUGAGAAAGAAAGUUGCUCUAUAGAGAACAAUAUUCAACCAAGCUCCUAACGAUUGCUUCAAUUUUGCUUCCCUCUUGCGUUAACUGUGCGGCUCCUCUUGGCGAGUUAAGGUGGCUAUGGGGACCCAACUGAUCAAGAGAUCCCUGUCGUGCCGUUACCGCACAGCUCCUACCAGCUCUAUGACUCGGAGGACCUUUACGAUGACGAUGAUCAAGAGCCUUAUCUAGUGCAUGGAUCCUACCAUCACCCGCAGUCCCCCUACCCAGCACCUCGCCUGGCUCAGCCAGAGUUCACACCUGUGCGGGAAGAAAUGGGGGCUCUCGAACUGAGAUCCCCCGGAAUAAGCCGCCUUUCAAGAAGAAUCUCUAAAAGAAGCGCCAGUUCUCUGAGGCUCAAGAGGAAGGUUAAGAAAACCUCUUAA